Vitis riparia (riverbank grape) is the source of this 429-nucleotide messenger RNA. Its product is annotated as blue copper protein-like. Gene Ontology annotation, molecular function: electron transfer activity. The record is from RefSeq and is a predicted model, not a curated record. Gene Ontology annotation, cellular component: plasma membrane. The transcript has 3 exons. Lineage: Eukaryota; Viridiplantae; Streptophyta; Magnoliopsida; Vitales; Vitaceae. Bases 1 to 429 code for a protein of 142 amino acids.
AUGGCUUCUAAGCGGUUUGUUGGCGCCAUGGCAAUCUUGGCAUUUGUUCUUCCUGUUGUGGCCAUGGCAACUGAAUUUACUAUUGGAGAUGACCAACGGUGGACCAUUAAUUUCGACUAUAAAGCCUGGGCCAAGGAGAAAGUAUUUCAUGUUGGAGAUAAACUAGUCUUCAAAUACACGGCAGGACGGCACAAUGUCUUCAAAGUGAAUGGUACGGCCUUCACGAACUGCAUUAUACCACCAGUAAAUGAAGCUAUUAUCACUAGAAAUGAUAAGCUUGUCAUCAUUGUAUUGGAAGAGUCGGCGUCUCUUGCACCAGCCCCCUCCAACCCCACAGCACCAGCACCUAACUCUGCUCUGGGGAUCUCUGGGUUCAGGUAUCAACUUCUGAUGGCAGCCAUGGUUGCUCUUGCCUUCCUAGCUAUUUGA